Pelobates cultripes (western spadefoot toad) is the source of this 20150-nucleotide messenger RNA. The record is from the annotation of a GenBank genome assembly. Lineage: Eukaryota; Metazoa; Chordata; Amphibia; Anura; Pelobatidae.
GUUCUAAGCCGGAGUUUGUGUAGUAGUCACAUUGUAUCCGUUUACACUUUAAGGGGGAGUAGAAAAAAAAGAGCUACCUAAUGAUUGCUGCGUGGCCGCUGGAAACCUGAUCAUUCAGGGGGGGAGGAGGAGGACUUUUUUUUUUUUAUUUAUUUUUUUUAAAGAGUGGGGGGAAAAAUGUCUUCCCCUCCACACGGGACAGUCCAUGCAGUCAGCAUUAAGCAGGAAGAUGCCCUGGAGCCCCCAGCCUUCUCCAUGGAGCCUGGCACUGAGGAGGGGGUGAAGGGCGCCCCCUACACCCUGGCUUUCUCCCCGGAGCACGUCGCCUGUGUGUGCGAGGCUCUGCAGCAGGGGGGGGACCUGGACAGGCUGGCCCGGUUCCUGUGGUCGCUGCCCCAGACCGAUCUGCUACGUGGCAAUGAGAGCAUUCUCAAAGCCCGGGCGCUGGUGGCUUUCCACCAGGGCCGGUACCAGGAGCUCUUCUCGGUCCUGGAGAGCCACAACUUCGACCCGUCCAACCACGCCGUGCUGCAGGACCUGUGGUACAAGGCGCGGUAUAACGAGGCGGAGAAGGCCCGGGGGAGGGCGCUGGGGGCCGUGGAUAAGUACCGGCUGAGGAGGAAGUUCCCCCUGCCCCGGACCAUCUGGGACGGCGAGGAGACCGUCUACUGCUUCAAGGAGAAGUCCCGAAACGCACUCAAAGAGCUCUACAAGCACAACCGGUACCCGUCCCCGGCAGCCAAGCGGAACCUGGCCAAGAUCACCGGCCUGUCCCUCACCCAGGUCAGCAACUGGUUCAAAAACCGCCGCCAGCGCGACCGCAACCCGUCCGAAGCGCAGUCCAAGAGGUAAGCCCGGGGGUCGCACCGUGAGCUCAUCAACAUGGCGCUCACACUCAACUUUCCCAGUGUCCCGGGGCAGCGGGGAGAGGGUCGCACCGUGAGCUCACACUCUUCUUUCCCAGUGUCCCGGGGCCGCGGGGAGAGCGUCGCACCGUGAGCUCAUCACCAGGGCGCUCACACUAAACUUUCCCAGUGUCCCGGGGCAGCGGGGAGAGGGUCGCACCGUGAGCUCACACUUAACUUUCCCAGUGUCCCGGGGCAGAGGGAAAAGGGUCGCACCGUGAGCUCAUCGACAUGGCGCUCACACUCAACUUUCCCAGUGUCCCGGGGCAGCGGGGAGAGGGUCGCACCGUGAGCUCACACUCAACUUUCCCAGUGUCCCGGGGCAGAGGGGAGAGGGUCGCACCGUGAGCUCAUAGAUAUGGCGCUCACACUCAACUUUCCCAGUGUCCCGGGGCAGAGGACUUGGUGUGAGAGUCCUGGCUGGGGGAAGGGGUGGGAUGGAUGGAGCUCUCUCUCUCUGUAUAAAUGAUUAUUUAACGUUCUUUUUGUUGACUUGGGUUUGGCUAACAGUGGGAAUAUUUGGCUAGAUGCAGAUACCAACCGAUUCUUUAUUUUUUUAGGGUUUUUAUUUUGACAGCGUAAAUGAUUGACCAGUUUUUAAUGCAGUGCAGAGAGAGAGCAUGGCAGAUCCAGCUGCAGUGUUUUGAAACCUGAUUCUGAGCACAUUCAGCUCGAAUUUCAUUGAAAUCCUAGAUAGGCGAUGACUCCCCUGUGCCAAUGCACUUUGAUCGCCUUGCUCAUUUGCAUUGCCCAUUUUAUACUUUGCUCUCUUGCAGCUCACAGCAGAUCCCCCAAAGCAAAUGCCUGGUUUGUUUCCAAUAAUGUAUUUUUUUUGUCUGUGAGUUGAGGAUAUAUGGGAUGAUUUGGAUAGUAGGCAGUAUGUGCCUGUUGGUAGAUCCUUUUUGUUUUUGGUGUACCCAAGACUCGUUUAGAAGACAAUGCAUUUCUUUUAAUGGCAAGGGAACUGGAAGGUAUUGGGCACUGUAUUUGGUUCCCCCACUCCUUAGCAAGGUGAGCUAGAUGGCAAAGAGUGGGGGCUUUAUUUUAUUGCUAGACCUGGCAGUCAUGGUGAGCAUGCAGAACAGAUGUGACUUUGUUCCCCCAGAACUUCCAGUCUUGUUUAGACAGUUUGUUUUACUGCACAAGGAAUCUUGAUGAGCUCUACCUCUCAUGUGGUUCUCCUCCUCUCCUUUCUUUUCCAGGCACACCUUUUGUUCAGAUCUUGUGUACAUUUCCUCAUUUAUGCAGGGGGUUAAAUAAUCUUUGCAUUCAUGUGCUACUAUGUUAAAAGGCUGCAACCAUGUCCUUUUAUAUCCUCCAUCUUAGUGUUGCAAUCUCUCACCUAGCAAUCUGUUUCUUAAUCUUAAAGCUUUGCUCCUUUUUAUUAUUUUUCCCUGUUUUUCUUUUCAAGAAAUAUUGUUUUGUUUUUACAGCACUUGCAGUGUGCUGAGUGUUUUUUUUUUUUUUUUUUUAAAGGAUUUCUCUCUUCUAUGACUAAGGGACAAGAGAUUCAAAACCAUUAUUUUGAAUGUCUGUACAUGUUUAGUCUUUUUAGACAUAUUGUAGCUCAAGGCAUUUGCUUAAGUCUUUUUUUUUUUUUUUUUCUUCUUUCAAUAGUUAUAGUGUUUUAUGUAAAGCAGUCCAGCAAUGCAGGAGUUAACUUGUUUCCAUUCUUGGUGUUGUUUCACCUUAUCUUUCUAGGUCUCCCUUGGGUUUGGCCUGCCAGGUGUAGGUGACCUCUUAUUCUAACAGAAAGCCAAACCCUUCCCUAUUUCUGAUUUUUUUUUUUUUUUUUUUCCUGCCUUCCAUUUGCAGCACUUAAUAACAGAACUUGCCUUAAGGCAUUUUUCUUGAAAGGCGCGAAUAUGCUGAACUAGUGUUUUCUAAGCAAAUGUACAGGCCACACAUUUUGCAGAAGGAGGCAGUUGACGCUUAAGUCUCAGUGUUUACAGUAACAAAUCUAAUGAUAAAUAGCCCUCAACAGAAUUCUUCUUAACUAUCCUGUGGUUUUCCUAUUAUUUAUUUUAUUAAAACUAUUUCAUUAAUUUGAAUGUAAGAAAGAUAGCUCCUGUUUGUAACUGGUUUGGGUGAAUGCAUUGCAUUGUGAUGUAUUGCAGUUUCUUUAUAUAGUGGCAAGUAGAUUUACUGAUACAACAGAAAUACUAAAACGAUUGUUCGCUAAUCUCCAAAUUUUAGUGAAUUAAAAUCUGAAAGGCAAAUGUAAUGCUAAAAUAGAUGAUUUGGAUAAAUUCCCCUUCUCUGCUGUUGUCAUUGAUUUGGCUAAUUUAGUCUGUUUUGUUGUUUGGAUAUAAUUUGCUGAAAUUAGUUUGGUAAAUAACCCUGUUAUUGGAAAGAUUUUUGCACUUCAGCAUAUUCUAAACUUUAUGAAUAAAUUGUUUUUUUUUUUCUUUUUAAAAUACCAAAACUUGAAGGAGUGAUGAUAAAUAACUUGAGUAGAUAUGUCUUUCAAAUCAAGUCUUACAAUGGCUUCCACUUCCUUCAGCUGAGCAAGAUUUUAUUUAUUAAUUUAUUUUUUUAUUUUUUUGCAUUACAUAACUGGUAACAUACAAAACUGUACACGUUUCUGGCAUUUAGGAACCAAUUAUUAUUUAUUGAAUCUAUGACUCACCAAACUGUAGUGAAUUGAAAGCUAAAUUGCAACAUUAGCCAAAAAUAGUUGCUUUAGAAAAAUCCUUCAGGCUAUCAAGAGCUUGGCUAUUUUUUGCCUCCGUUCUCCAGUUUGGAGUUCUGUUAACAAUAUAGUUGGGUUCUUGUUGAGUAAACCCCAGUGUAUGUAUAAUAAUAAAUAUUAUAAUUUUUUUACGCAUACUCACACAUUUUUCCCCCACUGUUUACAUGUAAUAUAUUAAACAUACUCUUGAUGCAAAACCAUUUAUUUUUUUUCUGAGGCUUGAUUGAAACAGAGCAGCUUUUGAAAUAUUCAUAAAUCUUAAAUGCGUCUCAUGCAGACCAUGGUUUUUCAAUUUGGAUUGCUCUGUCUGACAGUUUUAGGAUCAUUUUGAAAAUUUUUCAUACUGAGCUCUAUAAAAGUUCUCAAUAAAAAUGGCUUGAGAUUUUAUGUCGCAUUUUCACUUGGUUGCUGUGAAUUUUCUUUGCGAGACCGACUGCAAUCUGUGUUUUUUCCUUAGUUUCUGACUUCAGGGUCUGCAGAUAUGGGGGAGGGGAGGUUUGAUGAAUGGUGAAACAGACAGGUGAAAUUCUUUGGCCUAUCUAAACUACUCUUUCCUGGUUCCAUUAGCACAUCCCCCACUGCAGUGACUUUUUUUUUUUUUUUUUUUCCCUUCUUUUUACGCUACACUUUCACACCUUUUGGGACUUUCUUGUAUAUUCUGUUGUCUUAAGAAUUUUAUUUAUUAUCAAAUCAGAUCCGUCCAAUGUAAACACUGCGUGCAUGUUUUUUUGUGUUAUGUCAAAGCAAACAAUUCAAUAUUUUGAUGACAUUUUUUUCAGGGUUUUACUUAAUUUACAAAGCAUUUUUAGGUUUUAUUUACUGAACUGAAAUCAUGGUGAAAUAACAAAAGGAAUUACAAUGUUUCAGCCAAAAAUAACUGGCCUACAAUUUGCAAUUCUUUACACUUCGUAGAAUCUUUCAUUUGCAUUACCAAAAUAUUCCCAUUUGCUGGAAUAAGCCACUGUUGCCAAAUGGGAAUCCCCGGUUGAAUAACUUGCUUUUCUUACUCCUGCUCUUCUUAGUACAGCAGGGUCUCCAGGUACCCUCCUAUUGACAAACUGAGAAGGGAGAUUUCUGGGGCUUCUCAUCUGGUUUUAACAUAACUUGAUCAGCCAAAAUGUUUAUGCCAGUCAGUGACGUUUGCUUGUUUUGUUUCCACGCGCUGGAAUGUUCGUUCAUAGUUUAAAAAAAAAUAAAAUAAAAAAAAAAUUGCACCUGGGUUAGUCAACCUUCUGCAGACCAUCUGCCAUAGACCACCUCUUCUUUGACAAAUAAUUCCAAAUACUACUAGCCAUGGUCCGCAGCACCUGGACUGACAGUUGACAGUUUUUGUAAUUUGAUUGUUUGCUCAAUGUAUGAUUUAACAAACUUAAAAUUUAUAUACAUUUUUUUUUUCAAUGUUUUACAGUGAAUCUGAUGGCAAUCAUAGCACUGAAGAUGAAUCCAGCAAAGGUCAAGACGACUUGUCUCCUCAUCCCCUUUCUAGCUCAGAUGGAGUCUCCAACAUAAAUCUUACUAGUCCAACUGACACAAUUUAUAUGCAGCAUAUUGGAAAUAAAAUCUCGUUGGGUUCCUCAGGAGUUCUGUUAAAUGGAAGCUUGGUGUCUUCAAACAAUUCACCGGUCUUUCUUAAUGGUGGUUCUCUCAUCCAAGGGCACAAUGGAGUGCUUCUCAAUGGCUUAAACAUGGCAAACUCACAAACUGUUACAUUGAAUUCCACCAAAAUGGCUUCAACCAUGGGGAGCAAUGGAGUUUCAAACGGUGACAUCUUGGGGUCUUCAGAAGAUGUUAAAGACUUCAAGAUCUUGCAGUCUGCAAUGUCAGAUUCAACAGCAACAUAUACUAGUACCAUGCAGCCUACCUUCCCUGGGCUAAUACCUGCCACAGAAGUCAAAAGUGAAAAUAUUGAGACCACCACAUCUCAAGAUGGUGGUACUUUGGUUACGUUCACUGGUCCUAUACAGAUAAACCCGUACGGCAUUGUACAGAUCCCCAAUACAGGAACAAAUAGUCAAUUGAUUAAUGGAAGCAUUGGGUUCUCCACACUCCAACUACCUUCUGUUGCAGUUUCACAAGGUAACUUUGUGUUUUAGAAUAUACAUCUUUGUUUGUGUAAACCUGUAUCCUACAUACCUCCCCACUUUGGAAGAUAUGAACUUGGGACAGAGGGGCCAGUCCAAUGUCCAUAUAUGCAAUCCCCACUAAAGGCAGCUUUGACCAUCCCCACUUAUUAUUUCCCGUAUGUGGAGCGCUUCGAAGUGCCCAUGUAUUCAGCACUUUGCACAUCCCACGUACAUUCUUAGAGUUGCACUUGACAAGGCUUGUACCUGGCUCAGAGAAAAGAAACCGGUUUGUAUGUAUGGACGUAUAAUAAAAUCUCUCUCCCUCAAAUUUACAUUUUUUUAUUUUAAUAAUCCAAUUAGUAUUCCAGUAUCUUCACCAUCCAUUGUUAAACAUCGAAAAGUGCUCUUUCAUUCUAGUAAGGGCCUCCAUUUAAUAUUUUUGAAUAAGCUUCCUAACUCAUAUUUUUUUCUUCAAAUUAUUAAAUCUUUUAAAAAGUUUAUCCAAAAAGAAACCAUUGAAAAAUAUGAAAUCGAGCACAAAGUAUCCUAUGGACAGCCUGCAUGUUCCAAAAUAGUUUAUUAUUUUUUUUGUAAAAAUUUUUUUGGGGGGGGUAUUAAAAAAACAAAAACAAAUUUGGAACGUGCUAGUUUAGCUGCUAUGACACCUCUACCCCCUUCCUUUUUUACUUUUUUUUUUUUUUUUUUAAGUCAAGGUUGUUUUUAACAGUUGUUAUUUAUGAACCACUGGUGGCCCUGCCAUGUGUGUUUCCAGCAGUAUGUGAUAAAAGUAAUGUGUUUUUAAGGCUUUUUGUCAGGUUCUACUUGAAAAGCAAAAGUUUGUGAAAUUCACCUUUAAUUUAAUUCCAAGUCUAGUUAUAUCCGCUUUGUGCAAUUUCCUCUUGGCUAGUUAGAGUGACUUAAAUGAAAGUGGUGUAUUAUUUUUUUUUUUUUUUAUAAUGUGUGUGUGUGUGUGUGUAUACAUUUUUUGUUUUUAUAAUAUGUGUGUGUAUGCUAUUACCUUCUUUGUAUAUGUAUUAUUGUAAAGUCCUUGGGCACUAUGUCCUGCCAUGUGGUUACUGCCCUAUAUAUAGCACAGCUGUUCUGCUUUGUUCUAAAAAUACUGUACAUGAAUACAUAAAAUGAAGCUUUAGUCUGUGUACGUAGCUCUGUGGGGUUCCCUAACCCCCUCCCCUCUUUCCCUUGUGUAAAUGGUGACAUGCAGGAGGUAGAUUAAACUAUAAAGAAUGAGGUGUCAUACUAGCCAUAGUAGCACAAACUGCUCCCUUCAUAUCUAUUCAGAAUAAUCACCUGGAUAGAGUCCGUUCCCUGAGGAUCUAGUGUGGGGUUCAUGUUAUCUAUUCAUCCAGAGCACAGAUCUCUCGCCAUUGGGGCUUUUAAAUGUCACAUCCUGGCACUCUCUAUCAGCAAUGGAGCCCAAGAAUGGAAGAGAUCCUGGAAGGAAGAUCUGUGCACUAGGUGAACCGAUCUCUCUAUAGCUGGCUUUAACCCCUUAAGGACCAAACUUCUGGAAUAAAAGGGAAUCAUGACAUGUCACACGUCAUGUGUCCCCAAGGGGUUAAACUGGUACAGAUAGAAUUGUUUGGUUCUACGGCCUAGACACUGCAUUGUGUGUCCCUUUUGGCACUAAAAAUGGUGCCAAGGCAGUACAGGUCCAUUUCCAGUUUUAUUCAUGGAAAUACUUUUUUGUGAAAUUUCAUUCUCAUUCCAAAACAACGUUGGAUGUUAACAUUUCACAUUCCCUAUCCAGUAACUUUAAAGACUAACUACCUUUAGAUCUGUUAUUAAAUAGCAGCUCUCAUUUAUUUUUUAAUAUCCUUAAAGUCCCACUAUAGUGCCAGGAAAACAUACUCGUUUUCCUGGCACUAUAUUGCCCCCACCCUCAGGGACCCCCUCCCGCUGGGCUGGAUGGAGAGGAAGGGGUUACACUUACCUCUUUCUCCAGCGCCGGACGGGGCACUCUUCUUCCGUCACCGGCUGAAUGCGCGCGGCUCUUGCCGCGCAUGCGCAUUCAGCCAGUCCAUAGGAAAGCAUUCUCAAUGCUUUCCUAUGGACGCUGGCGUCUUCUCACUGUGAAAAUCACAGUUAUAAGCACGGAAGCCUUUAGCGGCUGUCAAUGAGACAGCCACUAGAGGCUAGAUUAAUCCUAAUGUAAGCAUAGCAGUUUCUCUGAAACUGCUAUGUUUAUUUUAAAAAGGGUUAAACCUAGCUGGACCUGGCAUCCAGACCACUUCAUUUAGCUGAAGUGGUCUAGGUGCCUAUAGUGGUCCUUUAAUAUCGACUAAAGUACAUAUUGAAGGAAAGAGAUAUUAUAUAUAUAUAUAUAUAUAUAGAUAGAGGUAUAGAUAGAGGUAUAGAUAUAGAUAGAGAUAUGAUAUAACUGCUGAUGUUCCUCAGACAAUGAACUCUGUCCAAAAUGAGAGAAACUUGAUAUUUCUAAAGCAUAAAAUGUACUUCCAGGGGAUUCCUAUAACCAUAACUACUGAAGUGUCUAUUACUACUGUCUCUUCAUUUCCUGGAAUUGUAUUAAUUUUUAAUUUUUUUUUUUAUUUUUUUUUUACUUUGACAUUCUAAGCUCCAAAACCAUUACAUCCUUAAUAUCCUGUCUUUAAAAUGUGACAAGUGUAAACAAUGCUGUUUCUGUAAAAAGGCAGUGUUUACGGUUGUAAGUCAAAAUGUCUGUAGUGGCGGUCAAUCAUUCCUUUUUAAAUGCUUCUUCUAAAGAAACAUUAAAUAAACUUGCUCUCUAUGAGAAACAUCCUAUCGGCUGAGCACAGCAGGUGCUGCGCAUACUUCAUGGGGUCCCAUUACUUAUGUGAGCAUACGUGUGUUGGACAGAAAAUCUCAGAUGGCGAGGAACUGCUGCAGCGCUUUUAAUGAUUAUUAUAUUAGUGUGUUUUUUUUUUUCUUUAAAACUGUAAUUUUCUGCCUGUAGCCUUAAUUAGAAUGCAGUGUAAGUUUGUGUCUUAUCACAUACCUUUUAUAUUCCUAUGAGCCUUUCUACUGCAAAUUUCAAAUAUUUUUUUUUUUUUUUUUUAACCAAAACGGCUGUUCUGGAGAAUUUUUCUCGAUUUUUGUCUGUUUUUGGCCAAAAAUUUGAGAUUUGCUUUCAAUUGCUGACAAUUCACAUUCUAGUGCAGAGAUGGGCAACCUUAAUCACUCCAGAUAUUAUGGACUAUAUCUCCACUGAUGCUUUGCAGUAUCAUAACUGUUAAAUAAUUAAGGGAGAUGUGGUCCUUCACAUCUUUAGUGCCCAAGGUUGCCGAUCUCUGCUCUAGGGAAUAACUCUAGAAUUCUCUUGUCUUUGCAAGGCAGGUUAUCUGGGCAAUUGCUGCCUCUUGAGUUUGUCUGCACUGAGCCAAGCAAAUCAGGAAGUAACAGGACUAGUUUUCUGACCUCCAGGGGGUGUGUAACAAUGGCACUUUUCUAAAUUAGCAAUCUCUUUUGAAAUCGGUACGUUUUGCAAAAUGAAGGGGGGGGAAAAAGGAUGCACUUUUCACACACACACAUUUUUUCAGAAAGCUAAAGUGCUUUUUGGUUCUGGAGUGCCCCGUUAAGCAGCAGUCUCGGCUCUGCAUUGUUUAUUCGCAUUGAACACUGGAGGACUUCAGUGCCAUCAAGGAUAAAUUCACUAACAGGAUACGAAUCCAUAUAUAUUUUUUUCAGAAUAACCUGAUAGCCGGUGCUCUGAUCCUCCAAGCCCACUAACCUCCAGAUAUGCAGCAUUUCGCUAGUGAUAAUAGACACUAAUAUUACACAUGGCUGUAAAUGUAAAGAUAUUUGCCAUUGUGGAGUCCUAAGUUAUUCUGUUACCGUUUUACUGGAGUUCAUAACGGAUCCAGCAUGGUAUCUAUUUUGUAAAUGCAGCCUUUACUGUUUCAAAACUGAAUAUUGUUACAAAAAUAUUUUGAACACAUGCACAUUUUUUUUCUAAUUGUACUGAAGUGUGUGUAAUAUAUUUUGGACUGUUUGUGUUUGUGGUGGAGUUGUGUGGGGGAGGGGACGGGUGAUUGACCCCUUACUGUAUCUCUCACACCCUGGAUGUAGACUGAUGGGGUUCUAAUGAGGUUCUGCAUUCUAAAAUGGCUUCAGGGCCUCCAUUCUCCAGCACGGAUGUUUUAUUUGUUUAAACAACAUUCAAUUCUAAUGUAGAGCAAGCCAAAUGUCUGAAGCAACUGUUAAGCGCCGUGUUAAAAUGUGCCUCUAUAGCAGUCUGACUAGUCCUGGGGAGAAGGUGGGGGUCGUCUUGAAAAAGCCAUAUGCCCUUUUUGCUUAUUUCUCUGUCUGGCAAGCAGAACCAUUUGGAGAGAAUCCAAAAGUAAUUGCUUGGAAUAGCUUCCUUCCAGUAGAAGAUCUGCAGUGGUAUUUUAGCCAUAUAUUUAAACACUGGGAGGUUUAGUAGGUUUAGUAAUUUCGUAGUGACACAUUGACAUGGGCACACAAUACGCGUUCAAUUAUUCAGUGGACCGUGCUUGGAGAAGAAUGCUGUUCAUUAGCAUUGACAAGUUAUCUCUUUGCUGAAUGCUCUUAUAUAUUCUUAGAUUCUAAAUUAACUAAUGGACAAGUACCUGUUCUGUAUUUAAAAGAACAUUCCCUCUACUUAAUGCUUUAAAUUUAGCCCCCCUCCACCCCCUCCAAGGCUGACUUCUAAAAGAUCUAAGCUGAUUCUCACACUUUUGUUGAACUAAUGGCAGUCGCACGCAUGCGGUGUAUAAUGUGGUGGACAGUACUUUUUUCCCAUUGAAUUGAAGAGAUCCAGUAUUUUCAUGUUUCAUUGUAAUUGCUGUUGCAGCUAUAUCCAUGUCGUCAUCCUUUUUUCUUUAUUAAUUUUUUUUUUUUAUAAAGUAUUUAAAUUUGAUGAUAUUGCUUCGGCUAUUUAAGGACUGCCCGAGUUGUAUGUUUGCACUUAUUGCAAGUGGGUGCCACCAUCCCACCACUAGGCAGCUUUAGAGAAGAGCCCAAGCUGUGGAAUAGUUCAUGGUUCCUCACUAUCCUUGUGCCCCCUUUUUUCCCCACCCACUGCCAUCACUGGAUGCAAAUGUUGGAGCCACUUCCUGGUCUGGGAUAGGUCUGUCUCCUGCUUACAGUGUAUUGGCAGGAACAUUUGUAGACAAGUCUUUUUUUUAAAAAAUAUUCCUUUUAAAUUGUGGGGGGUUUUUUUUUGGUGCAUUUAAGCCCUAGAGUAUCUUUUUGUGAGAUUUAAUCUUAUCUUAUGACCAUUAUGUAAUAUACCUAUGGGUGUGCCUAAGAAGUAUGUUGCCCUACCCUAGAGCCAACAAAUCGAAUGCAUUAACAUUAAGCUUUUGAAUGUUUCUGCAAAUAUAAUAUACAAUGAAGUUCAAACGUGUUCUGUAAAUGGUUAUUAGAUUUAUUCUAACUGGAAUGCUGUGUCAUAAGUUGUCACCUUUGUAUCCUUGGCCAUGCGCACAAAUAAUGACGAAUGAUCAGUGAAAUAUGUUGGAUCUCCUGCUGAUUGACAACUGCAAUAAAUGGGAAUUUUUGUAAGUAGAAGUACAGGUUGUGCCAUUUUGAGCUAUGUAAAGCUUUCAUACUUUGAAACUUAUUUUAUUUUCAUAUUUGUGCGGGGGAUUAAUUAUUUAUUUUUUUUUUUUAAAUCCAACACAAUUUAAAAAAACAAACAAACAUUUUUUAUAUAUAUAUAUAUAUAUAUAUAGUGUGUGUGUGUGCGCAAGACAAAUUAUUACAUUAUAUAUAUUAAAAAAUAAAGUUUUAAAGUUGUGCUGAUUUUAAAUGUACAAGUGGUUUGGUUUCCUUACCGAAGUCAACAUUAUGUCGUCUUACAAAUAUUCAGAUUCUUGAUGAUUUAGUCUGUUAUGAAUUGACUUAGUAACUGAGAGCUUAUUGGGAUCUUCUGCAAGGUAGUCGUUGGCUUAAUUAUCUUUGGCUUGUGGUAAUAAAAAUACAAUAUAGUGUUAAAUGUACUUCUGUCCUUUCUGGGCUACUGCAAGAGAGUCAAGAAGUCGUCUGAAAUGAAAUCCGUCAGUCUGUCCAGGCAUAUGGCAGCCUUGAGGAGAAAAAAACCCCCAAUAAAAGUGCUAAUUGCCUUUUAAGAGUUUUCCUGAUUGAGGCAGAUGUGGCACGCAUUGCAGGUAAGAUACUUUUUUCUUAAAUUUAUGCCAUAAUUUUAUUUUCCCCUCACAUUCCUGUAUCUGAAUUUUUUUUUUUUUUAUCUCCUCCCUUCUCCUUGCCGUUUUGGCAUGCACUUUUUUUGCUCAUAGAUAAUUUAAUUCUUAUAAAUAUAUUUUUUCUUUUUUAAACCGAUAAUUUGUCUUUAAGGUCAGACCCAGACGAGGUCACUCAGAUCUCUUCUUUGAGCUCAUUUGCAGUAGCUCAGUCCGUAGGAUCCAGGGCUGCAGACCACUUUUGUAAGUAUAGCUGGGAGGGGGGGGAAGAAAUGUUUUCUUGGUAACUGACUGACUGAGUGAUUUUAUCUCUAAAUAUUGUUUUUUAACUUUUUUAUUUUCUAUAGGAGAUGUCGUACGCUCUUCUGCCAAAGAUCGCAUGAACCUGGAUCAGACACUUUCACCACAGAGAGUGAAUGUUGAUUCUCAGAAGACAAUUCGGCAGAGCGUUGAUCUAGACAUGACGCUCAAAAGAGAGUCAAAUGCCGGUCUCCACAAAACCUCCCCCAUAUCCUGCAUGUAUCCACCUUUUCCAAAAGCACUGGAUAAACCUCACUCUUCUAAAUUUAAUUCAGAGCAAACGCUGAAUGAAGAACAGAAUAGGGUAGAAAAUUGUAACUUUCAAGAAACCACCAAUCCUGGAAUCCUUUCAUUUCCUGUGAACAGAGCCAAAUCUGGCAAGACCCAAUUGGAAACAGGAGAAACCUCAGAAAGUUUUAUGUCAAUAGAAGAAUCCUUUUUUCCAGACAUAAACGCUUACUUUGACAGUGAAUCGUCUUCCCCUUUACCGCGGCCCAAACAGAGGUUUAAAAAAAAGUUUAGAAAGCGUUCUUGGAGGCUGUCUGAGUCUUCUCAUGUUGUGGAUCUUCCUUGUAGUAGAAACUUGGACCGUAUUCCUGCAAAUCUUAAGCCAAAAAUGCAGACCCCGAUCUCGUCAGUUGAUGACCGACUUGAGGAUCUAUGUGAGCUACAGAAGACUGUGGCUGCUGAACUCCAUGGACUACGAAGUGAGGUGGCCAACAUUGGAGAGAUUCUGGGAAAGAUGUUACAAGUUCUUGAAAAGUCUGUGUGCUCUCCCACUACAGAAAGUAGUUCCUUAAGGAAUGCCUGAAUGCCAGUCUAUCCACAGUUACUGUAGACCACAUGUUAGGAGGAUGUCUUGGUUUUCAUAAACCUAUAGGAUUAGUUUUUUAUUUGCAUUUUUUUUUCUGUUUUAUAUUUUGUAUAAAUGUAAUAAUUUGUCUUGCUUAGUUUACCUAAUAUAUUAUUAAAUAACUUUUAAAACCGUUUUCUUAUACAUUAUCUCUCUUGCUUCUGUUCCUAUAUUAUCUCUCUUGCUUCUGUUCCCUUUUCACAUGAUAGUAUUAAACCGUGGCUUAUUUGGCAGGGGCUCAAUAAUUAAUUGGACUGAUCUUGCAGAAAGUACUCUUUAAAAACACACGUCAGUGUGUUAUCAGCUCUUGUCUACCUACAACACUGUUAAAAUCAAUGUCUUGAAAGUGAUUAAAGGAUAUACUGGAGACGUCUCCAAGCCAACAGACUGCACAUACACACAAAAAAAAGAAAGUAAAUUAAAUUAAAAAAAUAAAUAUAUUUAUUUUGAGGGGAGGGGGUACCAAAACAAAGCAUAGCUGUAUAGAACUAUAAAUAAUUCGUCCCCUCCACGAGGGAUUAACGUUAAUGUCUCGAGAGUUAACUUACCUUUAUUUCCCACGGUGUGGUGCUCUUUCCAAUGAUGGUCUUGCCUCGGUUUGUAAAUAGUGGAGGUUUAUGCCGUUCUUUCACAGAAGUGCAUCUUGUAGCAGUUAUGUUUUCCAGUCAUUGGCAGGUUAACCCUACAGAAUGGCAAUGUUUUCAACUGCAGGGUUAAAAUGGGGGAGGUGGGGGUGUGUUAAUUGGUACCUACACCACCUAAAUUAAUAUGACGUGGUGUGGGUGCCUAUAGUGUUCUUUUAAAUAAGUAGAAUAUGCUAUACUAGCACGUGGAACUAGAUUGAGAGAACAGCAUAAAAUUUUAUUGGUCCUUAAAGGAUCACUAGAGUGUCAGGAAAACACUCAUCAGGGCCCCCCUCCCUUGGCACUUUAAUCCAGCGCCGGCAUCCCUCAGCGCUGGUGACCUCCUCCCCCGGCCACAUCUGCUCCCAAGUGGAGCGGCAUGCGCGUCAAGAGUCGCACGCAAAUUCAAACUGUCCAUAGGAAAGCAUUUCUCAAUGCUUUCCGAUGGAUGUUCUGGAUGCGGUUUUCGCAUCCAGCGUCGCAGAAGCAUCUCUAGCGGCCCAACUGCUAUGUUUACAUCUGAAGGGUUAAAACCUGGGGGACCUGGCACCCAGACCACUUCAUUGAGCUGAAGUGGUGUGGGUGACUAUAGUGUCCCUUUUAAAGAGAGUUUCUGUUGUAAAAAUAUUGAUGAAAUUAAUGUUAUUUAUAAUUCCCAAGUCUACAAAGUUGAUUUUGGACAACACUGGAGAUAAAAAGUAACCUGCCCAAUCUAAAUAAUAUAAUUAAUGUUCUUUGUGUUCUUUAUGAUAUAUGGAGAUGCUUUUCCUUGUAAGUUUGUGUUUUUAUUUUUAACAAUAUGUAUUUAUGUAAAACAAGUAAUUACCAAACUGCUUUUUGUCUUGAUGUGUUUUUAACCAGUUUCAGAGAAAGGUGGGGUACAAAGUACUGGAUACUUUUAGUUUUGCAUUCUAAAAGCGGUAGCCCAGAACUGCUUAAGGUUUUGGUAAAUUAAGACCCAUGUCUUGAUGAAUAGAAAAAACAGAUGAUGAACUGUUUUAUUGGUUUGCAAGGUAUUGGCUGUUGUAAGAUUAUUUCAUUCACACUGUCACUGAGUUCAGCUUUCAGAAAUCUUUAGAUCAACUUUAUUUUUUUGCAUUCCAAGAGCGGAUAAACACAGGGAACAUAUUGUGACUUUCAUUGUAUUGUUCUAUAUCUUUAAAAGAAAAAAUAUAUCUGUAUAGGUGUGCGCACGCGUAUAAUGUGUAUUUUAUUUUUGUUUAAAACUAUAUUUUAUAUGUAUUUCUUUCUAUGCAAGGAAAAAUUGGGCACUUAGUGUCCAGCAUAUGGACGCCGAAUGUGAAAUAAAUUUGGUUAUUAAAUCUUUAUUUGAAACCAUAUAGAUGUAUAUAUAUCUCACUAUCUUAAUGCCCCUGCAGUCUUGCAAAUGUAAACAAAGUGGUUUUAAUGUUUAGAGCUUCCCUUUAAUAUUUGCUUUUUAUUGUUUUGCAUUUACUUGCUGCUGAGUUAAUAUAUCUGGAAAACAAACUCGAACAGCUUAGAUGGAAUUUAGUGGAAUGAAAAAUCCUACUAUUGCACCAGAAUUUCCUUAUUUUUUUUUUUUUUAUUUUUUUUUUUAACCCGCAGAUAGAAUUUGGUGUGGGUUGGUGCUCACUGCUCUUCACCUUUACUUGGAUUUGUUGUAGAAUUAAAGGAUGGCAGAACGUCAGUUGCAUUUAAAAACAGCUGGGGCUCUACUGUUCUUUGUCGAUUUUGUUUAAACCCUGUGGAAGGAGAAAAUCCGUACUUGCGUAGCAAUUUAAUACAGUGUUUCAAGUUUUAAUGUUCAUAUUCCAUUUAAAGGACCACUCUAGGCACCCAGACCACUUCAGCUUAAUGAAGUGGUCUGGGUGCCAGGUCCAGCUAGGCUUAACCCAUUCUUUUAUAAACAUAGCAGUUUCACAGAAACUACGGGGAGGAGGAGAGCUCCCGGCCCAGCGCUGGAAAAAGGUAAGUUUUCUUUCCCCCUUUCCCCCUUCCAGAGCUGGGCGGGAGGGGGACCCUGAGGGUGGGGGCACCCUCAGGGCACUAUAGUGCCAGGAAAACGAGGUAUGUUUUCCUGGCACUAUAGUGGUCCUUUAAGUCACAGAUAACCAGUAGAUAAGCUACAGGUUUGAAGCCAGUAAUGCACCGCCUUGCUUUUAGUUCUGUUAUAAUGGCUAUCAUGGUAAUUUGUAGCUGCCUUCGAGAGUCAGUGGUGUACAGUAACCCAUUGCUUACGCAUGCCCCACUGUUGCCAGCGGUCUUUUCUCCUAUCUGAAAAAAUAAGGCACAAAACUAAGCUAGAAAGUAUUUUACAGCAAAGCCAAAAUGUUGAAAGUGAUCAAAAAAGCUAAACGCAGGAUUUUGCAAACUAAUUUAGGAUGUCCCCUUGCCCUCCUUUCUCUCCCCCCCUCCCCCCCAACCCCCAAAUCAUCAGCAUGCUAUCAGAAUCCUAUGUAUUUAUCAGAGUGUAUGCAGUUGUAUAUAUCGUUUUGGGUUUAUAUUGGGGAAUAGGCGUCUGACAAACUAAUUAUUUUACUAGGCACGGUACAGGCAGCUUUCUGCACUCCAGAUGGAUAAUAUCUCCCCUAUUUCUCUGCCAGCAUUGUGGCUAUGCUAUAAAAGCAUUAUGGGGGAUAUAGUUCACAAUAUCUGGAAUGCCGAAAGUUACCUAUACAUGUACUAGGCUGGUUUAUUAUCUUAGCCUGGCCCUGUCAGCUACCCCAACUCUAAGCCACAUCCCAAACAUGCUGCCAUGCCUUUUCUGAGUUUAAACCAGCAGUAGCAUGGAGAUCUGUUGAUUUGAUUAACGACUUACAUAGAAACGUAGAAUGUGACGGCAGAUAAGAACCAUUCGGACCAUCUAGUCUGCCCAAUUUUCUAAAUACUUUCAUUAGUCCCUGGCCUUAUCUUAUAGUUAGGAUAGCCUUCUGCCUAUCCCACGCAUGCUUAAACUCCUUUACUGUGUUAACCUCUACUUGAAAAAACGACCGAAAGAUGAAUCUCCCUUAUUUGAGAAUCAGCCAUUACAUAAUGGUUUUUGGGAUGGUUUUUUCGUUCUGAAAUAUGAGCAGUGCAUCUGGUGUGAGUUACUAAAAUAGUAUGCAGCAGACAUGUCUGAUUUAGACUCUGCUGACCAUUGUUUCUUGUGUAAAAAAAAAUCUCCUCCAUAUGUACGAAGUGAUAUUCAAGGCUUUCUUUCUAAAUGUACAGCAAACACAAUGGAAUAUUACUAGCUAUACCACACUUCACUGUUUGACCCAAGUCUACCUGAUAUACUUUGUUACUUGUGAGUCGUUUUUGUUAUUGCAUUCAUUGAUGUUUUGUGAUGGUAGUCAUCCUCUACUUUAAUGUUUCAUUUUGGGAAGCUGAUUUUCUGUUGGUCUUUUCCUUUUCUGAAAUGUUUUUUUUUUUGCUUAUAGGUAACCUUUCGGUCACUGCUGGUACGUCAGAUGGGGGAACGUUUACAAGUGACACCAUCUCAAGUGGUGAUCAGGGUAAGGUGUUCCUUAGUUCCAUCACACCUAGCACAGUAGUCUACACAGUUCCGCAUUCUAUCAAACAAGACGGGCUAGAAAGAAGCCUUGUUUUUUCUCCGCUAAUGCCUGUCAAUCACAACGCAACACAAGUAAAUAUUAGCAUGUCUUCGGAAGACGCUCUUCAGUCUGUUGCAGCCUCCCUUGUAAAUGGAACUAACGCACAGAAUUUUUCACUGAUGUCACCUACCUUAAUAACUGCUUCUGGACAUCUUGCUUCUAUUACUGGAAAUCAGUCCACAACACUGAACCAGUCAAUCUCCUCCUCUGCGGCUACCACAACCAGUGUGACGUCCUGUAGUAGUGCUCACUUUGCACCUCUUUCUAAUUGUCACUACAUCACGACCCAAGAUCUGCUGUCUGUUUCUCAAGCACAGCAUUCUCUGGGGGAAUCUGUUACUACAAGUAGCAACAAUGGUAGCCAUCCUGAAACACAAGUCCAUCAGGAUUUUGGUAGUCGGAACAGCAUGAUUUUGCAGUCUGUGCCAGUCACGAAAGAAAAUUACCUGCCCAGUUCUCACAACACUACAAUAAGUGGGAGCGUCAUGCUGCUGGAUGCAAAAUCAAAGUACGUGAUAAGUAACAUGGUAAAUACUACCUGCGAGGAACUCGAAACGGACAAAAAGGAAUUGGCCAAGCUUCAGAAUGUUCAGAUGGAUGAAGAUAUGCAUGACAUGUAAUAUAUUUUUGUUAGGAAUUGUUUCUGUAAGAAAGAUAAAAUGGCAGUUACUUUAAUUCACGAGGGUUUGAAAUUCAGUUUUCCUAAAGCCGUUUUUCACACAAUCCCAAAGGAUAAACCGUGAAAUAUGGGUAUUAAAGGGAACACAAGUUAAUAAACCUGACAGUGGUCUGACCGUUUAUACCAAUGGUGAAAGGAUAAGUGGAAGAGGUACUGAACAAGUUGCUUUGUUUUUGUUUGUUUUUUUCCCCCCUUGUUCUUGUAUUUGGGUUAUGCUGGAAAUGUGUAUAUAUAGUCCGAACACUAAAAAUGAGCUGCUUUCAAACUCCCGAAUUUAAAAAAAAAAAAAAAAAAAAUUAUUUACACAAAUAUACGCUAUACCUACACACACACACACACACGUGUGUGUAUAUAGAAUGUUUGUGAAAAAAAUAUAAAUUUUUCUGUUUCUUUUUUUUUAUUUCAGUACACAUCCAAAUGUUACAUUGAAAAUGUAACCCUUUUUUUUUUUUUUUGUAGUAGUAAAGAAGCCUUGCUGAUAUUAUCCAAUUUUAUUGUGAAAAUAAAUUUAAACUAUGGAAUGUAUGACCUAAGGUUUUGUACACUAGACAUUUUGCUUCUAGUAAUGCACAAUAUAUAUGCAAGACCUUUUAUUUUAUUUUUUUUAAAUCCUCAAAUAUAUGCAUUCUAUACCUGAAAGCAUUACAUUUUACAUUAUUUUCUUAAGUGAAACAAUUACAAGCUACUUCAGUGGUGUUGAAGUCAACAUUUUGCCCCGUAUUGCAACAUCAGAUUUUGCACUCAGGGUUUAAAUUGAUUGACCACCUUUUUAAGCAAUUUUAGGUACUCUUAAAACUCCUUGUUUUUAUUUUUCUUUAAGCAUUGGAGAUAUUUAGAGAGAGUUCCAUAGGCACUGUAGUACCCUGGCUUGUGCCUUUUUAUCGAUUUUCUUGCAACUAUUGCCUAAUUAUUGUCCCUCCGCCCUCCCUCAUUCUCCUCCCCCACUUACCUGUUUGCUUCAAAAUCCUCCCUUUGGAGCUGCCAGGGUUAUGUGCGCUUUAAUCAGAGAUUGAAAACUAUUAAUUGGGAAAUAAUGUAAAUAAAACAGAUUGCUGUCAGGAAGACUAGCGAUUAGGGAACGUAAAAGAUGUACUUUGACUGUUCAUGAAAUGCAGCCUGAAAUUUAUAUCAUUAAUUUUCAUAAUUUUUGUUCUUUAUUAUUGCUAUUGUGUUUUGUUCUACUUUUUUUUCAUAUAUAUAUAAAUAAUUAUAUUCAUGUAUAAAUAUACCUUUAUUUUCUAAAUUCCCCUGUGCCUUUUGGCCUGUUGGCCAUUUGUUUUUGUAGCAAGCACAUUGUAAAGUGGAAAAGUAGACCUUCGUUUAUAUAUCCGUUUAAAGCUCUUGCUAGUAUAAUUUCUCCAAAGAUUGUAUCCUUAAAUGCGGAUAUUGACGUUUCAUUUUAAUGGACAGUUUUACUUUUUUUAUAUAAACCAAGCACAUGGUAAACACACUCCAUACAAAGGGAUAGACAAUCAAGCCUUUUUACGAAAUAAUUUUCAUGAAUUCCACAAGACCAUACUGUUUUAAAAUUGUUGCCGUUAAACACUACAUAUUUUUUUUUUUAUUUUGUAAUUUUUUUUAAUUUUUUUUAAACCUGGAUUUAGAGUUUGCACUAUUUUACCAUUUUUACUUAAUAGUUAAGCAUUUUGUUUUACUAUUGCAUGGAAACUGCAUUAACCAAUAUAUAAUUAGAUACAUAAUACUCUUUAGUGUUAAUGCCUCUGCUUGUUAGAAAAACUUUCUACAACAUUGACAAAUGUUCACAAAUUUGUCGACUUGACGUUUCUGUAACCAACACAGCACUUGCAUGAUGUGCCUUGGGGAAGGUUGGAAGUACAAUCAGAACUCUUAAAGAAACCUAAAACUUCUCAACUUGAAUAUUUCUUCUUAUCCAAAAUAUAUCUGUAAUGGUGGGGGUGGGGGUCUCUCCCACAUUAACCCAAAACAAAUACAAUGCAUGUCUAAUUAUUGGAUUUGUUUCAUUUUAAGCAGCCUUUUUUGCAUGUUUUUCCACUUUAUUUAUUUUUUAUUUUCUUGUUGUGCCUUAUGAUUAUACAAAUGUCAAACCAUAACUGUAAUGGAGGGAUUUCUAUAUAUAUUAUAUUUGUGUUGUUUUGUUUAAUGGUACAAAUAAUGUCACAAAACAUUUCUUUGCAGUCGCCCUACCAAAGAGGUAUCUGUUUGUUUUUCAUUGUACUGUAAUAGGGAUUGAUGUCUGGACAAGUUUUAUUUUAUUCUGAAAUGAUGUGAACUUAUUUUUCUAAACACUAUACUGAAUAAACUUUUAUAUUUAUAA